This is a messenger RNA of Ornithodoros turicata, 1187 nucleotides long. RefSeq names its product A disintegrin and metalloproteinase with thrombospondin motifs like. Gene Ontology annotation, biological process: proteolysis. NCBI's taxonomy places the organism in Eukaryota, Metazoa, Arthropoda, Arachnida, Ixodida, Argasidae. The transcript is spliced from 9 exons. Bases 411 to 1169 code for a protein of 252 amino acids. The record is from RefSeq and is a predicted model, not a curated record. Gene Ontology annotation, molecular function: metalloendopeptidase activity.
GUAAACCUAAUCAACAACUCACGGCACAUUCUUUCUUGCAGAGGGGCCGAAUAUACAAAAACUUUGCCCGACCAGAAACGCACAUCGUUGUGGGCAGCCUCCUAUUUGCACAGUUCAAAAAGAAUACGACAGACGCAAUUUUGUACUUCGGAGCAGCUAUCAACUCCAUCAAUCUGAAGUAUAAGACAGUGAAGACCCUGGAAGUCGAAAUUGUCGCCAUCGCAUUUACGUUUUACGAAUAUGGCAAAGAGGAAGCGAACUUUGUGAAGUUUUACAAGGUGCAAGGUGCAAGCUGGAACCAGUAUGCCGACAUUCACAGCACGCUUGCUGCAUUCAGAGAUUUUUACAAGAACAGCCAUGCCAACAUAUUUUACGGAGCGGAUUUGCUUUCCUUUGUCACAGGGCGAGAUAUGUACUCCCUUAACGGAAACGUGGUGACUCGCGACGUGGCGGGUCUGGCGUACUUAGCGGGUGUAUGUGACUUUUCAAAAACGUCUGUGGUGGAAGACAAGGCUUGGUCUUUCAAUGUAGUGCGUCUUAUGGCCCACGAGUUGGCUCACAAUCUCGGGUGUGUCCACGAUGGCGAGGAACCUUAUGAGCACAUGGAAGGCCAUCCAGGCGCGAAAGGAUGUCCCUGGAAUGAUGGCUACCUGAUGAGCUACGUAACACAGGACAACAGACAGUUCCAAUUUUCCCACUGCUGUGCUAAGCAGAUACUGUUUGUUUCCGAGCUCGCCGACAAGCUAUGCCUGUACUACAACAACAGCGGGAAAAGCGAUCGUGUUAAGACUGACGCUCUACCAGGAGAUAGAGUAUCGCUGGAUAAACUUUGUCAAACUACCUUCGCACACGAAACGGGCUACACGUUUAGGUUCGAUAGGAAAACUGGCCUUUCUGGAAAUGGAUGUAAGAUUCCUUGUAAAAGCAACAACUACACUGUGGGGUAUAAUACGUAUUGGAAGAAUGGAAACGCAAACGGACUGGACGGUUCCCGUUGUGACCGUGUCGACAAAACUAAGCGGUGCAUUCGAGGAGAGUGUAAGUCGCACGAACGCUGCAAGGACUGCCACAACCGUACGUCACAACCACAAGCGCCGCCAACAACAACAACAACAACACCUGCUCCGCGGCGAAGGUACACCUGGACUUAUAAAAGAAGGAACUAUUAAACUUCACUUCUUGUUUGA